Rhagoletis zephyria (snowberry fruit fly) is the source of this 945-nucleotide messenger RNA. The record is from RefSeq and is a predicted model, not a curated record. Lineage: Eukaryota; Metazoa; Arthropoda; Insecta; Diptera; Tephritidae.
AUGACCACCGGCUCGGAGAUUUCCCGAGAGGACCAGCUCCUUCUCACCUCCUCUUCCUCCUCCUCGAAGCCGAAGAAGAAGCGCUCUAAGCGGCAGCUGAACACGACCUACUUCAAGCAGCGAUUCCUCCUCUUUUCCCGCUUCAACGAGGGCAUCCGCCUCGACCGCGAGUCCUGGUACUCGGUGACGCCCGAGCCCAUAGCGCGGCACAUUGCCGAGCGCAUCGAGCGGGCGCUGAUCAGGCACAGUGCUGCAUCCACCUCACCAUCAUCUUCAGCAAACCAGUUCAUCAUCCUGGACGGCUUCUGCGGCGCCGGCGGCAACACCAUUCAGUUUGCUCUGAUGCCCAGCACUGCCCUCGUCUACGCCGUGGACAUUGAUCCGCGGAAGAUUGAGCUGGCCCGCCACAACGCCUCCAUCUACGGCUGCCUCGACAAGAUUCAGUUUAUUGUGGCGGACUUUUUCGAGGUGAUCCAGGGCGACCGCCUGCCCUGCAGCCUCGUCGACGCCUGCUUCCUCAGUCCACCCUGGGGCGGCCCCGACUACCUCACCUACGAGAGCUACUCGCUGGCGCAGAUGACGCCCGACGGCUUUGAGAUUGCCCGCCGCGUCGCCGACCGUGUCACCAAGAACAUUUCCUUUCUCCUGCCGCGCAACUUUGACAUGGGCGAGCUGCCUUCACUCAGCUCCAUCGUCUACCAGAACGACGUGGGCAGCGGCGAGAUGGAAAAGUCGGUGGAGAUUGAGGAGAACAUGCUCUACAAGAAGGUAAAGACACUCACUGCCUACUUUGGCCAUCUGGUCAUCAGAAAGGAGGGCGAUGAUGGUGGUGGCAGUGGUGACGGUGGUGCUGAUGAGAAGGAGGUGAGCGCGCUCUUCAAGACGGCGCAGGUGUGCUCUCCGCCGCCAAUCUACCUGGCCGACGAGGAGGAAGAGGAGGAGUAG